Molecule: messenger RNA, 1855 nt
Organism: Bipolaris maydis ATCC 48331
Lineage: Eukaryota; Fungi; Ascomycota; Dothideomycetes; Pleosporales; Pleosporaceae
Source: RefSeq, a predicted model, not a curated record
AUGCCCUCGCCGCAAGCCAGUGCCUCGACCAGGCUCGUCUGCCCCAUCUGCAGCGACGAAAUGGUCACGCUGCUGCAGCUUAACAGACACCUCGACGACACGCACCAGAACCUGGUUGUCGAAGAGCAGGACGAGGUCAAGAAUUGGUUCGAGGCGCAGAUGCACAAGGCCAAGAAGUUCCAGCCCCUCGCCGUCCUCAACCAGAAACUUAAAGGCCUCGAUGUCUUCGAGUCCAACGACGCCCCCCAUACCCCUCACCACGCCUCCCACUCGGCCUCCAGCUCCGCCGCCCAUGCUGCCGCCUACGAGCCCGCCCCCGUCCGCCGAGACCCAGACGAAGACGUUACCCGCGCGCACUGGCAGAGACCCGCAUACCGCGAUGUCUGCGCAGACCCCCUUUGCGCCCGCCCCAUCACCGCCUCGCCAAUGACCCUCGGCGGAGGUCAGCCCGCCGUUAACUGCAGGCAGUGUGGUAGACUGUUUUGCGAGGAGCACACCAUGUACCAGAUGAAAUUGUCACGGCAGGCCAAACAUGACCCUGUGCGAGGUAUCUGGUGCCGUGUCUGCGAGACGUGCUACAAGUCAAGAGCCGGAUACAACGAUCACCGCGGCCUGGAGCGCAAUCAUUUUGAUGAGUUCGCAAAGAUCAGACAAAAACACAUAGACAGGGAACGCAUGGAAGUCAGCCGUCUGGAGAAGCGCCUGACCAAGCUCACACAGCUCCUCGCAAACCCACCGCACGUAGACGACACACCCGCCUCAGGCAGCUGGUUCUCGCUACCCAGCGCCAAGAAUCAGCGCAAGUCUCUCGAGCAGUCCAUCAUCACCUGGGAAGAAGAUGCAAAAGUCUCGAACUGCCCCUUUUGCCAGCAGGAGUUUUCAACUUAUACAUUUAGGCGAUCGCACUGUCGCAUGUGUGGGCGUGUCGUCUGUAGCGAUCCCAAGACUGCGUGUUCGACACAAGUUGGCCUGAAUGUUGCUCUGUCUAGUUCUCAAAACACAGAAAAAGAGGCAGGGCAGGUUAGCGUUGAUGUGCGCAUGUGCAAGGACUGUCAACACACUCUGUUUGCUAGAAGCGACUUUGAGCGAGAACUUGCGAACAAGCCCAAGGAUCAGCGCGCAUAUGAGAACCUUGCCCAGUUCGAAAGGGGGAUUCGGCUGCUUCUCCCUCGUUUCCAUAAGCUUCUGCAAGCGCUGCAGGAUCCAGACAAGUCGCCCACACCUCAACAACUGACCGAUGCCACAAAGGUCCGCAAAAGGCUUAUGGACGGAUUUGCUCAGUUUGAUGUUGCUGCCAAACGGAUACGCGACCUGCCGACCGACUCGCCCACGCAGCGAAAACUACAAAAGGCCGUAUACCAACAAGCCUACAGCUUCCUAAGCCUGCACAUGCUACCCCUGAGGUCGCUUCCCAAGAUUCUCAAACACGCUGCUCCUCAAGGACGUCCAAACGGAGGCAGCGCUUUGGCCUCGAUCAAGUACAACGACCGCUCUACCGGCAGUGUCGUGAGUAGUAGUGAAGUGUCAGCCAUGGAGUCAGAGGAGAAGGAGCUCAGAGAACGACUGAUAGUGCUUGAGGAACAGAAGUUUAUGGUAUCAGAGAUGGUCUCCGACGCUACCAAACAUCGCAGAUUUGACGAAGUGUCAAGUCUUGUGCAGAACCUGGACGAUCUGAACGGGGAGAUUGACCAAAUCAACGGACAACUGGGCCAGCUUGAUUUUGCUGGCGCUUACCAAGCGGGAAUAGCCAACUCCCAACCAGGAUGAGGACAUUUGAACGUACGCAGAUUCAAAUAUUUCUUUUUAGCGAUGAAGGGGUUCGACGUCUAAGAACCAGAGAUCCCUUGUCAUCGAC